Molecule: messenger RNA, 396 nt
Organism: Loa loa (African eye worm)
Lineage: Eukaryota; Metazoa; Nematoda; Chromadorea; Rhabditida; Onchocercidae
Exons: 2
Coding region: 1-396 (131 amino acids)
Source: RefSeq, a predicted model, not a curated record
AUGUAUGGUAUAAGAGAUUGUCGGAGCAGAGAAGUGAGGCCAACGUGUGACAGGGAAGGACAUGGAGAUCUAAAAAGGGUAGACCCUACUGAAUAUGCGUCAUGCGAUAGACCUAUGGUUUUCGCAAAUAUUUGUGACUCAUUGCACAAUGACGAAAUAGCAUACAUUUUUCGUAGAUCAAGCGAUGACUCAUCAAUAGAUAUACGUGUAAUUUCGACAAAUGCCUUCUUCGAGGAUCUUGGCUUCUCAACAGAUUCUUCCAUGUGCAAUUAUAGAUCUUAUCUUUACGAAGACUUGAAAAAUGUAUUUUACGAGCAAAUAAGCUUGGCCUUUGUUGGCUCUCUCUGUCAGAUGUCAUCACGAGCCUUGAAAAACCUAAUUAAGCAAAAAUUCUAA